Molecule: messenger RNA, 1326 nt
Organism: Theobroma umbraticum
Lineage: Eukaryota; Viridiplantae; Streptophyta; Magnoliopsida; Malvales; Malvaceae
Product: RING/U-box superfamily protein
Source: RefSeq, a predicted model, not a curated record
GAGAGCAAAAGCAAAAAAGAAAGGAGGUGCCCUCGGUGAGUAAAUCGAACGCUGUGAAAAAAAUUUCACCCAGAGUUUGUGUACAACCCUACAAAGUGCCACGCCAACCUAAGAUGUCGGCGGUUGACGACGGUCGGAACGGUCUGGCCGGUUUAACUCUCGACGCCAUCUUGGGAAACGCCAAGCGCCCUGAACCACCGCCAACUCAGAACCGUACGCUUCUGGAUAUCAUUCGGGAGGAUGGGCCCACCAAAGACAAGAAGAGUUGGAAAACGUUUCGGGACAAGCUCCGCCUCAAGCGAGCGGGCGCUGCUUGGACCUCCUCGGUUCAUAUCCCGGCUUCUGAUGUUAACGUUCAUGGUAACAGAUCGCACUUGUCGCGCCGCGCUUCUUUCGCUUCUAACUCCGCUGACUCCACCCGUGUUGAGGAUGGAGGUGAACGUGCCCCGGUUUCUGACCCUACGGUUGUGAAUUCUCGGUUACAAUUGGCGCGAAGGAGUUCGGUUCGGUUCGGAAACAAUCUGUUUCAGACCGAUCACGAUGAUUCGACCGAUGUCAGCAUGCCCAGCGAUGCUCCACCGUCGAGAAGCUUCAGGCCGCAAAUUGCCCGCCAUUGUUCGACCCGUUUUCCUUCCUCGAACGCUGCCUCGUACGACGAUGACAACAGUAGCGACGAUAACUCUCCGGAGGCGCGUGAUGGAACGCAUCGGCUGGGAGCGGCAUUGGCGGAGGAGAGGGCAUUGUCUGCAAGAGAAGCGGUGGCUGCACAGGAAGCAGCGGAAGCGGCUGCCGCAGCUGCAGCCGCGGAACAAGCAGCGGCAGAAAACGAGGUGCCCGCUGUUGCUGCUGAGGAGCCGGUGAGGAUGUCAUUGAUGGAUUUGUUGGAGGAAACGGGAUCGAGAUACACGAUGGGCGAGGACGACGACGAUUACGAUGAGGAAGAGGAGGACGACGAGGAGGAAGUAGCGGAAGCGAGCGGUGGGAUCGAGUACACGUGUUGCGUGUGCAUGGUUAGGCAUAAAGGUGCGGCGUUUAUUCCAUGCGGGCAUACGUUUUGUCGGCUUUGUUCAAGGGAGCUUUGGGUUCAGCGAGGGAACUGCCCGCUGUGCAAUGGCUUCAUCUUGGAAAUUCUUGAUAUCUUUUGAUUAUUUGAUAUUUGUGUUUUAAUUCUUUCUUUUCCCAAUCUCUGAUUGUGGAGAAAUUGUGUAAACGAUAGUUCAUCCUCUUCUUUGGUUGGUUUUUGUUUAAUUUUUGAGAUGGUAAAUCUGCCAAGAGUUGUCGCUUCUGAGAUUGCAAUGAAUGGUUAACAUUGUUAAUUGGUUGAUU